Molecule: messenger RNA, 1002 nt
Organism: Penicillium maclennaniae
Lineage: Eukaryota; Fungi; Ascomycota; Eurotiomycetes; Eurotiales; Aspergillaceae
Product: FAD-dependent oxidoreductase
Exons: 4
Coding region: 1-1002 (333 amino acids)
Molecular function (GO): FAD binding; D-amino-acid oxidase activity
Source: RefSeq, a predicted model, not a curated record
AUGGGUGAAAGUUAUCGUGCCCACGAUGCUUUUCAAGUGCCUUUCGCACAACAACCCAUUGUGAUCCUCAGGGCAGGAAUUAUCGGAUGUGCAACGGCCCGUCAACUCCUACUGCAUGGCUUCUCGGUUGUGCUCGUUGCGGAGUUCCUUCCUGGAGAUCAGGACAUCUACUAUGCAUCUGCCUGGGCAGGGGCCGCGUGGCAUGCCGCAGGCGGCAUCACUGCAGACCAGCGCUAUUACCAGGCCGUUACACAUCGCGUGAUGCUCAAGAUGGCCCAAGACCCUGAAUCAGGAGUCAGUGUCGUCGAUGCCCGUGAGUAUGUAGAGCAGGAACCCGCUCCAGACUCUGCAAUCUGGGGGAGAACGGUAGUAUCCAAGGUAGGACCCUACUCUGCUCCCAUACCGAUGGUCACUGAUCAUAUACAUGCUAUUCAGUUCCAGACACCCGUCACCGAUCCUACGCGGCACUUGCCGUAUCUGAAAAAGAAAAUCUUAGCCCUUGGAGGCACGUUCAUCCGCCAGCGUGUCGACUCUCUACACGAACUGUACAAGAUGUUCCCCGACUCUCGCUUGUUCAUCAACGCCAGCGGCCUGGGUAGCAAGACUCUUGAGGAUGUGAAGGACGACUGCUGCUUCCCCGAACGAGGACAAAAUGUUUUCUUUCGUACGAAAAAUUGCAACACCCUUUACUUCCGGAAUGGCAAAGAGUACACCUAUGUGAUUCCUCGACCUCUUUCCCAGGGCGUUGUGCUCGGAGGGUCCAAGGAACAAGGUAAUCUUUCUCCCGACGUCAAUAUGGACAUCGCUCGCGACGAGAUUGCGCGGGCCCAUCGACUUGCGCCAGACAUCGUUCCUGAACACCCUCCGGACGACGCUAAGGACCACCGCACCAUCCUGUCGGCCUAUGGGUUUGGUGGAGGUGGGUAUGCGUUUUCGUACGGGAUCGCGGACGCGCUGGUGAAGAUGGUGGAGCAGGCGGAGCGCAAGAACGUCAUCAUUUAG